AUGAGUUUCUUCUCCGACAGCCGGUUAAACGCUCUUUCAGCAUGUUUAGGCAACGAUGCACUAAAGUCACUUAUUACACGGAUAUCACACAUGGUCAAAUCUCGUGUGGAAGUGCUCCAUCGCAACCUUGGGCCGUCCAGUAUAUGGAACCAAUCUGGCGAGGUUCCACGUCUCUCGUCGGAUAGAAGACGCCACCUUAUUGAUAUGUUUUUCGAAAAUAUUCAUCCCUUGCAUCCAUUUCUGGACCGUCACGAAUUUGAGAGCAGGGCAUUUGCGCCCACUUUGCAGGCUGAUCUUGCCAACGGUGUCUCGUGGACAGCUUUAUAUUAUACGGUAUUAGCUCUAGGUUGCGAAUUUGACGGUGGAGGCUCAUUCGCACCUGGCGAUGGGGAAGCCUGGAGUCUUUUCAAAGUGGCACUUGAUCUUUACCCGAGAGUCUUGCUACUAAACACAGAUCUACUAGAGGUCCAGGCCGUGUUCUGUCUUAAUUUGUCCGGCACACAGAUACAAGGAAAGAUCAUAUCUGAAGCGGCGCGCGUUGCCCAGCGAGCAUUCUUAAACAAAGCAUCUACGAGUAGCGACGCCAUAAUUCGUAGCCGAGCUUUCUGGGUGGUGUAUUACAUUGAAAAAACGGUCACUUUUCAUCAUGGAACCACUUCGUUUAUUGUAGACUGUGAUGUUGGCUCGCCCAUCCCUAUCGUCCAAGAGGCAGUGUUCGGUGAUUUUGACUGGUUUCUCACCUCAGUAAGGUUUGCAAGGCUCUAUUCGCGCACCUUCACCGACCUGUUCUCUAUAAGCGCAACGAAUAACUCAAAGACGGCAUAUCUUGCCAAGAUUAAUCAACUAGAGAGGCUUCUAGAACAGCAAUGUCAAACAAUUCCUCCUCAAUUUCGACCUGGCACCAAGCUGCGACCUCAAACAUUCUCGCAUCCAUGUGAAAUUGCGGCAGCUCUUCGGGUUCACUACCAUUAUCAUGAGCUCAAGAUUGCUCUUCACCGCUUGAAGCUUCACGUUACUCGCGACCAAUCCUCCUCCCAGUCUCCAGCAGACAUUAUCGAUAUGAUGAAGUCAGCACGUGCAGUGAUUGAUCUCACACGAGUCAUUUAUCAAGAGCCGUCCACCCCAUUCUUGUAG
Molecule: messenger RNA, 1134 nt
Organism: Aspergillus oryzae RIB40
Lineage: Eukaryota; Fungi; Ascomycota; Eurotiomycetes; Eurotiales; Aspergillaceae
Product: fungal specific transcription factor domain-containing protein
Exons: 4
Coding region: 1-1134 (377 amino acids)
Biological process (GO): DNA-templated transcription
Molecular function (GO): zinc ion binding; DNA binding
Source: RefSeq, a predicted model, not a curated record